Messenger RNA from Adineta ricciae, 3405 nucleotides. The record is from the annotation of a GenBank genome assembly. NCBI's taxonomy places the organism in Eukaryota, Metazoa, Rotifera, Eurotatoria, Adinetida, Adinetidae.
AUGCGCAAAUGUCUUUGUUGUAAGAAGAAUAAGACAACAGCAUCGACUCGUGUGGUAAGAGCAAAUGACAUUGUCUUCAACCGAACGCAGAAAUAUAAAAAUAAUCGAAUUUCAACAACGAAAUAUAACAUUGUGACAUUUCUGCCCAAAAAUCUCUUCGAACAAUUUCGUCGACUUGCUAAUGCGUUCUUUUUGUUUCUGUUAAUUCUAUUAUAUAUACCACAGAUCAGCUCACUUCAGCCAAUAAGUACGUUACUGUCACUCAUAUUCGUGCUUGCUGUUACAGCGAUCAAAGAUGCUGUCGAUGACAUUGCAAGAUAUCGAAGUGAUCGACAAAUUAAUAAUCGACGAGUGAAAGUUUUAGUCGAUCGAGAACUAGUCGACAAGUAUUGGAAAGAUAUUCAAGUCGGAGACAUCGUACAGAUUGAGAAUAACGCUUUCACUCCUGCGGACGUCAUAUUGAUUUCGACGAGUGAACCAAAUGGUCUGUGUUUGAUUGAAACAGCGGAUUUAGAUGGAGAAACAAAUUUAAAACCUCGAGAAGCACUUGAAGUCACCGUUGGUAUUCAAAACGAUCUAGAAAAGCUGUCGAAUUUCAAUGCGAAGAUUGAAUGUGAAUUGCCGAAUGAUAAUCUUCGCCGAUUUGAGGGCAAUUUAACAUGGAAUGAACAGAUCUAUCCGUUGAAAAAUGAUAAUCUUCUACUACGCGGUACACGAUUACGGAAUACUCAAUGGGCUUUUGGAAUUGUCUGCUACGCUGGUCGAGAUACGAAAUUGAUGCAAAAUAGUGGAAAGCCGAAAUUCAAACGAACAAAAAUCGAUCAUUGGUUGAAUAAAAUCAUCAUCGGAAUUUUUGUCUUCUUGUUCGUCGUGUGUUUGAUCAUUGCUGUUUGUUCGGCAUUUUGGGAAUAUCGUACCGGUUCACGGUUUCGAGCGUAUCUUCCAUGGGAAACGUUUAUUUCACCAACUGUACAAACGGGUGCGAUACAAAUGGCAGCAUUGAAGUUUUUUUCCUAUGUUAUCCUGUUGAAUACCGUCGUGCCAAUAUCAUUGUAUAUCAGCAUAGAAUUUAUUCGUUUUCUACAGUCGAAAUGGAUUGAUUGGGACAUAAGAAUGUACUACGAGCCGAGUAAUAUUCAAGCACAAGCGAGAACAGCGUCACUCAACGAAGAAUUAGGUCAAAUUCAAUAUAUUUUCUCCGAUAAAACCGGUACAUUGACACAAAAUGUCAUGACAUUUAAAAAAUGCUCGAUUCGUGGCAAACUCUAUGGUGAUGUCGGAAUCGAGAAUUCCUACGUUCGACAAGAUAGUCAUUUUGUUUGGAAUGAUCGAAAUUUGAUUGAUGCGAUCGAAGGGAACAAAGAUGAUGAUAUCAAUCAUUUUUUCAUUCUCUUGGCUUUGUGCCACACAGUGAUGACAGAAGAGAUGGAUGGGAAGAUAACGUAUCAAGCUCAAUCGCCUGAUGAAAAUGCUUUAGUAACAGCUGCACGAGCAUUUGGUUUUGAAUUUAUGAGUCGUACACAAAGUAGUAUCACCGGCCGUUUUCGGAAUCAAGUUCAAACUUUUGAUUUGUUGAAUAUUCUCGAUUUUAAUAAUUAUCGAAAGCGUAUGUCAGUUAUCAUACAGAAACAGGGCAAAAUUAUACUUUACUGUAAGGGCGCAGAUUCUGUAAUCAAACAACGAUUGGCUUCAUCUGAAAGCGACAUUAUGGCUGUAACAGAUGAUCAUUUACAUAAAGUUGCGACAGAAGGCUUACGCACUCUAUGUUUAGCUUGGAAAGAGUUGAGUGAAGGUGAAUAUCGAAAAUGGGCAAAACAGUUAAAGCUUGCGACAACGAGUAUGCAAAGACGUGAGGAGCAAAUUGACCAGUUGUACGAAGGCAUUGAAAAGAAUAUGAAGCUACUCGGAAUGACGGCAAUCGAAGAUAAACUCCAAGAUGGUGUGCCCGAAUGUAUCGAGAAAUUGACCAGCGCACAGAUCAAAAUCUGGAUGUUGACUGGAGAUAAAAUCGAAACGGCGGAAAAUGUCGGAUUUUCUUGUCGACUUUUGACCAAUGAAAUGAUGAUACAUAAAAUUGAUGUAGAUACGGAAGAUGAAGUUGCGAAUGCACUCGAACGAUUUCGUGCGGAUAUUGAGAAAAUGAAUCUACCUCAAUCGUACAGUUUAUUAAUCACCGGAUCUGCAUUGUUACAUGCGUUAUCAGAUGGACUAAAGCUGACAUUUCUCGAACUUUCGACUCAAUGCAAAACGGUGAUUUGUUGUCGUGUAACCCCACUACAAAAAGCGCAAGUAGUAGAGUUAAUCAAGAAAAAUCAACAGGUGAUCACAUUAGCCAUCGGUGAUGGAGCGAAUGAUGUUUCAAUGAUUCAAAAAGCACAUAUCGGCGUUGGAAUCAGUGGACAAGAAGGUCGACAAGCCGUGCUGGCGAGUGAUUAUAGUAUCGGCCAAUUUCGAUACUUAGAACGACUGUUACUGGUGCAUGGACGAUGGUCGUAUAUACGUAUUUCCAAAUUCCUACGUUACUUUUUUUACAAAAACUUUGCUUUUACUUUCUGUCAAUUUUGGUUCGCUUUCUAUUGUGGGUUUUCUGCACAAACGAUCUUCGAUCCAUUCUUCGUCACAACUUACAAUAUUUUCUUCACAACGUGUCCGGUGUUGGUAUUGGGCGUUCUUGAUCAAGACAUCAGUGCAAAUCAUUCGAUCAGUAGACCUCAUUUGUACACAGCUGGCCAAAAAGAUCAAUAUUUCAAUCGAAAAGUUUUCAUCGAAUGUGCUACGCAUGGCCUGAUCACAUCUUGUAUUAUAUUUUUCUUUUCAUACUUAUGUCUGUGUUUCACUACUCUUCCGUCCGGUGCACCUGUGACCGAUGUACAAUCAUUCGGUUUCAUGGUAGCAACGAUUUUAGUCAUUGUUGUGAAUACCGAAAACGCUAUAGAAAUGUGGUAUUGGUCAGGAAUCUACAUUUUCAUUCUCUUUGGGACUAUCACACUCCACUUCAUCUUCCAUUUUAUAAUGUAUUCGACAGUACUACGCUUGAAUUUGAAAAUUAAUUACGCGUACGUUGGUGUCGCACAAAUCUGUCUAGGUAAUCUGACAUUCUGGUUGACACUGAUUCUUAUUUGUGCUAUACUUAUUCUGCCUGCAAUUGCGCGAGAAUUUUUUCGUAUACGAUUCAUGCCAAACGAAACGGAUAGAGCUCGAUUGAUACAAAAGUUUUGUUUACGCGGCAAAAAGAAUGCGGUGACUCCAAUGGAUCGAGAACUAAGACAGAGAACAGCAUCGGUUCGAUCAACUACAUCAGGUUACGCAUUCUCACAAGAAAAAGGUUUUGGCUCAAUGAUAACUUCAGGCACAUUACGAACCAAAUCAACGGAAAAAACUCCUUCAUCGCAGCAUCAAACUUGA